This is a messenger RNA of Solanum stenotomum, 612 nucleotides long. RefSeq lists its product as uncharacterized. The record is from RefSeq and is a predicted model, not a curated record. Bases 1 to 612 code for a protein of 203 amino acids. The transcript is spliced from 3 exons. NCBI's taxonomy places the organism in Eukaryota, Viridiplantae, Streptophyta, Magnoliopsida, Solanales, Solanaceae.
AUGGAACUGCUGGAAAACGGUCUUGAGCAUUGGAAAGCCAAGUUUAUAGAUGGCUUACCUCUAUUAUUUGUAGAAAGAUUUAAGAAAACUCUACGAAAUUCGCAAGGUGCUAUUCCUUAUGGCGCUUAUACUUAUGGUAAGCUUAUAGGAGCCUGCACUCAGGAAGGUUCUGAAACGGACAAACUUGAAACAUAUGGUAAUACCCAGUCUGCAACUAUCGAUGCUUGGCUUUUAAAAGAAGUUAAUGAUAACACGUUGCGUGAAAACAUUAUUCAGCAUGCUGCUAAUAUUAAGGCUAGCUCAUCUAAUGUUGUUGAAAAAUCAAAAAAUGAGUUUGAAUAUUCUGAUCCUUAUACUUUAUCUGAAGUCAAUAAUAGGCUUUCUAAACAGCAUGUUGUUAUUCGUGAUACUUCUUUUGAUGACCUAAAAGGAGAAAUUGAACAGUUGAAACAAGAGAUCAAAUCUCUUAAACAAAAUCAGAUUAUUUAUGAUCACCACCUUAGUCAGAUUGAGUCUGCUAAUAACAAGGGUAAAAAUAUUGUUGAAGAAAAUACUCUUGCAAAAUCUAUUAAUAUUGAUCCUAAACAAAAUAUGUUUUUAAGAAUGAUGUAG